Molecule: messenger RNA, 952 nt
Organism: Acanthoscelides obtectus
Lineage: Eukaryota; Metazoa; Arthropoda; Insecta; Coleoptera; Chrysomelidae
Source: the annotation of a GenBank genome assembly
AUGGACGGCCUCAAUAAAAUAUUCUUGGCGAAUAUAUCCGUCAUAAUCAACCUGGAUAAAAAAUAUGUUGGCGAAUAUAUACGUCAUUACCACUUAAGCGCUUAAUAACAGAUACCACAGCCUGACGAAUUUGUUCAAUGUAGGAAAUUAUUAUUGAAUGAUCAACAUUAUUCCCAAGAAAAUAUCCUUGGGCAUUUGAUUCAUCUGUCUAAAAUUUCUUAAUCGUCAAAAAAGAAUCAUAACCUAACAUCACAGUUACAUACUAUUAUGAAAAUCAAGGAGGCCAUAAAGGCGUCCUACAAUAAUUGUAGGAACAACUGACGAUACGGGCCUUGUGUUAUUCAGCGAUUUUUGUCAAAAUCCACAAUGGUUAGAGUGUGAUAUUGGUGUAAAAUUAUUUUGCUCAAGACCACCAUACGUCAAAGCGCAGGGUGAGGGGAAGGAAGGUUGAGAAAGUGGGACCAUUUUGUGUCGCCAGCUGGACACCUUGACGGGAAAAGUCAGCUGUCCCACUCCAUUCGGGACAUUUAGUAACGUUAGAUAGGCCACCUAGGCUGUGAGAUACUUCAUGGCAUUAAUUAUUUAUUGUGAUUACACAUUUUAAAUUAAUUUAUUAUUGAAUUGAUAUGUGGAAUGAAAAGGUCCAGUGCCAAAGUAACUAUUGUAUUAUUAUACUCCCAUGCGAGCGAAGCCGCGGGUUUAGGCUAGUUUAUAUAUAAUUGCUAUGUUAUCAGCUUAAACAUUUUCAUAUUUCGCACAUUUUCAAAUCCGUGUAAUGUUCAUUGCCAACAGUUGGCAGCAGUUACUGCUGAUUGUUAACAUAACUUGGGCUGGUGUGAUAUCCCAUAUUUACAUAUAUUUUUUGUUGACACAUUUCCUAAUGAGAAAGUCAAGAAAAUUUUAUUGUGCACUGAUUGAUCUCCAUAUAAAAUAUUUAAUAAACCAUCAAAUA